AUGUAUUUUGGAAAAUAUUUUUUGGAAAAAUGUGAGUGUAAGAAAUAUAGUUUUCAUGACACACAAAAUAAGAGUAAAAAUAGUAGAUCACUGGCUCCCUCUUUCAAUAAUUUUAUACAAGGAGUGUUGAAUUCUGUAAAAUCAGAUAGUGAUUCUAACACUAAACCAGUCAAGAGUAUUCUUUAUAAGGACUAUAGUAAAUUAUCAGAGAGAUCUGGUAAUAAAUGUAAAGUUUUAAAUUUAAUAACAACUUCAGUUAAUAUUUUAACUAUGUCUGAAGAAUCAAGUAAAAGCAUGAAGAUGUACAGCAAAGAAAGAGAUGCAGAUGGUAAACGAUUUUUCGAGUUGGUGCCAAUCAAGAACCUUGCUUUAGGAAACAUCAAUACCUGCUUUACAGAUUACCUCGAGAAGAGUAAAGUUGACCAAGUCAAGUAUCCACUCAUGGGUAGAAGUUCAUUUUACAGUUUCGUACCAGAUGAGAUGUUAAAUUGA
Molecule: messenger RNA, 492 nt
Organism: Heterostelium album PN500
Lineage: Eukaryota; Evosea; Eumycetozoa; Acytosteliales; Acytosteliaceae
Exons: 2
Coding region: 1-492 (163 amino acids)
Source: RefSeq, a predicted model, not a curated record